AACCCGGGACCACAGUACGGAAACGGCCCGGGGCUGAGCUGCACUUAGAUCCUGGGAUGGAGGGAGCCGCAGAAGAGGAGUGAGGAGGCCGGCAGGCAGGCCCCGCUGCCCUGCUGGAGGCCGGCGGCCUGUUGUGGCAGUGGAGGAGCCGGCAGUCCAGAAAGGGAAGGGGUCAGGAGGUCGGGCCCGGGCCUCCGCAGGCUCAGACGAGGCCCACGAAAGCAGCCCCAGGCGCCCUGGGGUUCAGGGCCGUGGCCUCGCCCGGUUGUCCAAAGAGGGUCAAGGCCAGGCCUCUAGUGGGGAAACUGAGUCAGACCCAGGCAUCAGGGCACGGCCCAGGCGCGCGUGUGAGCCAAGCUAAGGGCAGGAGACAGAGACGUUUGAGGGUCUCCGAGACUAAGGGGGGUAGGGGGCUUCAGAUCCUCCCAGUCCAGAGCUGGAUUGGCGAGUGAGACGCUUGUAGAUCCGAGGUUGGAUUGGGGAGGGGUCUCUGGGAGGUUGGCCAGCUAGGCAAGGAUUGGGGGUAUUUAAGUGCUUAGAGAUCGAAGGCAGGCCUGAGGAGGGGGGCUCAGGCAAUUGAAAAGCCUGGGUGGCUAUUUGGGGAGGGGUCUUCGUGCUCGGAGGAGGCUCAGCGCUGCUCCUGUCUGGCUCGGGGUCUGAGGCCUUCUCAAGAGAAGCUGCUGCGAAGGGUGGGCCGACUAGGCCAGGCAAGAGCAAGACAGUGAACGAAUCUGGACUAUAAGUGGGCGGGGGGCCCCUGAACAGGGGUUCACAAAGGGUGAGCCAUGGCCACCAGGCGUUUAACCGACGCUUUCUUGUUGUUGCGGAAUAAUUCCAUCCAAAACCGGCAGCUGUUAGCCGAGCAAGUGAGUAGUCACAUCACCUCCAGCCCUCUGCAUUCACGUAGCAAUGCUGCGGAGCUGGAUGAGCUCGCUGACGACCGUAUGGCCCUGGUGUCGGGCCUUAGCUUAGACCCAGAAGCAGCGAUCGGCGUCACAAAACGGUCACCUCCGAAAUGGGUGGAUGGAGUGGACGAAAUCCAGUACGACGUCAGCCGGAUCAGACAGAAGAUGAAGGAGCUGGCCAGCCUGCACGACCAGCACCUGAACAGACCCACCCUGGACGACAGCAGCGCGCAGGAGCACGCCAUCGAGAUCGCCACCCAGGAGGUCACGCAGCUGUUCCACAGGUGCCAGCGUGCAGUGCAGGCUCUGCCCAGCCGGGCGCGCCGGACCUGCUCGGAGCAGGAGGAGCGGCUGCUGCGCAACGUGGUGGCCUCGCUGGCGCAGGUGCUGCAGGAGCUCUCCAGCGGCUUCCGGCACGCGCAGGCCGGCUACCUGAAACGCAUGAAGAACCGAGAGGAGCGGUCCCAGCAUUUCUUCGACACGUCAGUACCGCUCAUGGACGAUGGCGAGGACCACACUCUCUAUGACCGGGGUUUCACAGACGAGCAGCUGGUGCUGGUGGAGCAGAACACGCUGAUGGUGGAGGAGAGGGAGCGGGAGAUCCGCCAGAUCGUGCAGUCGAUUUCUGACCUGAACGAGAUAUUCCGGGACUUGGGAGCCAUGAUUGUGGAGCAGGGCACAGUCCUCGACAGAAUCGAUUAUAACGUCGAACAGUCCUGUAUCAGAACUGAGGACGGCCUGAAGGAGCUUCACAAGGCAGAGCAGUAUCAAAAGAAGAAUCGGAAGAUGCUUGUGAUUUUAAUACUAUUUGUCCUCAUUAUCGUCCUCAUCGUCGUCCUCGUCGGCGUGAAGUCUCGCUGAGCGGCCGGGUCCGUGUGCCGCGCGGAUCGGGCGCUCGGGCCGAGCUGGGCAGCGCCGCCGCCCGUGGAGGGGGGCCGCCGGGCCGUCACAUGGACUCCUGGACGGCGCUCCAGCGGGGGGCGGCCUCGGCUUCCUGCUCUGGCGGCGAUGGGAGGACCUUGGCGCUGCCGCCGGCCGCCGAGGGAGCCCUGUCGCCCGCAGCCCGAGAAGAGGAGCGGGACGUGGGCGGCGCCACUCCGCGGCUGUGCGGUAUCGUUGUGUGUGCUGUCCGUCCGAGCUAAAGUAAUCUUGGGGGGAAAGAUGUUUGAAAACCAUGUGGUUUUUAAGGACUGGCACCAGAAGUUUACGGGUAGAGGCAAAAUGCCUCUUCGUCUUUCUCUGCUUGUUUCCCAGUUGAAAACAAACGGAGAAGUCCUCUACGAAUUUACAGCCCGACCCCCGUUACCUUAGGUUCGCUUUUCCAUCACUGUUAACGAUCAGAGUAACAAAGUGUGAAAAAUGAGAAGCCAUCAUCGAUGUUAAUUAACACAUUCAGACGGGCCGGUGAAAGCAGCUCCGUGAGUUUAAAUUAAUUGUGAAUGGAGCAGCCCUCGUGGGAAACGCCCGCGCCGCGCGGCCGCUGCAAGCCCCGAGGGCGGCCGGGCGCACUCGCCCGCGCCCAGGGCCGGCGCGGGGACCGGCCUCCCGCGGCGAGGGAGCGGGGCGGGGCCGGAACGUCGCCAGCGCCGGCGUGCGCGUCCCCAGCCGUCCUCGCUCCGUCUGUCGCGCGCACGCUGCCCACCUAACGACCGGUUCAGACCGGCCGCCGCUGAGCGGGCUGUGAGUUCACACAGCGGCCACUCCAGAGGGGCCCCGCUUCGGGGCUCAGUCAUUAACCCCGCGUCACGCCAGUUCAAAGUCGGGUGCUCCCCGGGGGGUGUGCGUCACGGGCUCCCCCGUUGCCGCUGCCCAUGCCCGGAGGGGAGGCGUCUUCCUGCCGCCGCCAGAGCGGCGAGGCUCCCGAGCGCGUCUGUGCCCUGUGCCCGUGGCCGCCGGGCUGCUCCGGUGCCUCCUGGAAUUGCGCGCGCGCGGGGGCGCGCGGGGGCGCGCGGGGGCGGGGGCGACUUGGGCAAGGGAAGCCGUUCGUGUGCUGUGUGCCCUUGUCUCUCUCUUGACGGCUUCUCCGUGGUGUUCACCUCUGCGUGUUACCUUUCAUCCGGACCAGUCCCCCACAAUGCUGCUCUGGAAUUCGACUUGGGAGUCGUUUCUGGGAAUUUAAACUUGACUCAAGUGGCCCCAGCCCUCCCUUUCCAAGUUGGUGCCGGCACCAGGGAGCCCCCGGUCUCACGACCGAUGUGGCCGUCCGUAGGGUGACCGCAGGUGCCCCUGGCAUGGUAGGAAGUGGCGUCACGUUGCCGGCGCACAGUUGUGGGGAAGAGAAGUCAGGGACCGGGAAGCCAGCCUCGCCGCGGUCGUCCUCGGGCCGCGGGGCUUCCGCGGGUGCUGGGAGGGGCUGCGGGCGCCCUCGCUCGUCCCGGCCGGCCCGACCCCGGCGGCGGGGGCCGGCGUCCCUGCCGCUGCUGGGCCGGGACUGCCGGGACCCAGGGCCUUCCUCCCGGACGGCCUGUGACACUGACACUGGACCGCUUCUACAAGUGCUGUCCUCACGACCCUUGAGGGACAGUGGCCCUUUAAGAAAGGACCCCUAUUUAUUCGUAUUUAUUUUCAGUGACUAAGGCGACUAGGGUUGGUUUUUUUCCCCCAGCCCAUAGGGAUAGAUCACGGAUCUGAAGUGGCUUUAAGGCUCUCGCUGCGGUGGGUGGACCGUCCAUCCUGACGGAAACCAGGGCGGCGCCAGCCAAAGCCCCGGAGCCUGCGUGCCGGCCCGCUGGGCUCCUGCAGACACGGGAGUUCCCUGCCGAGCCUUUACCGGGGGCACAUCGGCACUGGGGACAGCGAGGGUGACGCGGUCAUGGUGUCCUGGAACCGCAGGGCCACUCCGUCCCCACAAAGGGGACGGCUCCUGGCCCUGCCGCAGCUGCUGUCCGCGGGAAGGCCCUGGCCGGAGUGGUGGCUCUGUCAGGCUCCCCCGGCCCCCCGGGCUUCGCCCAGAGACAAGGGGCAGCGGGGGCCCUGCCGCUCCGAGUCCCUGGCCUGUCCGCCUGGUGAGAGGGGACCUGGACGGGUGCAUGUCCUCAGGUCCCCAGAGCCCCUGCCCUCCCCCAGAUCGUGGCUGGGGCCCACCGUCUCCGGUUUUACUCAUGGGGUGGGGCCGGGGGUGGCCUUGCCAUGGGCGCGGAGCCUGGUCGGUGUCCAGUGGAUUGGCCACGCUCUGCUCGCUGGGCGCUUCGUUUGCGUGCUUCAGUGUCCUGUCCCGGCUAGUGGCUUCGUGACGGCAGCGGAACCCUCCCAGCCGAGUCGGUCAGAGAAGACGUUUUCCUGGCGUGCUUAAAUAAGGCAAUUAGUGAAGCGCUUCUGUCCAACACGCCUGUUUUGUCCUUUUUCAAAACUGAUUUCCUGUUACUGGAAACUUUUGUACAAUAAAGCAGCGGUGGAGAUGGAACAGCA
Phyllostomus hastatus (greater spear-nosed bat) is the source of this 4313-nucleotide messenger RNA. RefSeq names its product syntaxin 16 (gene STX16). Gene Ontology annotation, biological process: vesicle-mediated transport; vesicle fusion; intracellular protein transport. The coding region runs from base 786 to 1766 and encodes 326 amino acids. Gene Ontology annotation, cellular component: endomembrane system; membrane; SNARE complex. NCBI's taxonomy places the organism in Eukaryota, Metazoa, Chordata, Mammalia, Chiroptera, Phyllostomidae. The record is from RefSeq and is a predicted model, not a curated record. The transcript has 9 exons. Gene Ontology annotation, molecular function: SNAP receptor activity; SNARE binding.